UAGAUCUCCUUCAACGGAAUCCGCCAUGAGUCUGGCACUUCUCCAAGGCUAUUCUUCAGCCGAAGAAGAAGCUGAAGACAACUCUGUCUUCAACCACACCUCUUCCGACGAUGACGACGAAGACCUUUCCGCCGCCGCCUCUUCAGUUACCUUCAAUCUUUCCAUACGCGACAAGUCACUUUUCGAACUUCCGCAGCCCUCCUCUCAUCCCGGCCUGCCUUCCGCUUUCGACGCUUUCUCCGANGUUUCAGGACCGCCGGAGUUUCUAAAUAAUUCGGUUGAGGAGUACGCUGCACCGAGAGAUGUCGAUCAGCCGCGAGGGGGCCAUGGGAGCCGUAGGAAUCGUAAGGAGAAGAAAGAUUGCCUACUGGUGCUGUAGUGGAGGCAAAAGCUCAAUUAGUUGGGAUUCAUGAGCGAGUGAGGAGCGACUUUGAGAGUAAUCAACUAUCAAAUCCAUCUGUUUCAAACACAACACAGCAAGGCAAGCGCAUGGCAACUGCAGCC
Cucurbita pepo subsp. pepo (vegetable marrow) is the source of this 504-nucleotide messenger RNA. The record is from RefSeq and is a predicted model, not a curated record. NCBI's taxonomy places the organism in Eukaryota, Viridiplantae, Streptophyta, Magnoliopsida, Cucurbitales, Cucurbitaceae.